GAGGUGAGUUGGGGCCCACAGUAGGGCUGGACGGGUCGGAAGGUGUCACUGUGUCCCGUGUGAGCGGGCACAGCACUUCUGUAAGCGCACGCAGUGUUAGGGUCGCCCGUGAUGUCCCUGGCUCUGUCACCAUCAGUACUUAACCAAGUCACCCUCCCAGUGAGUGCGUCUUGACUCUGUUCUCCUUUCUCGCUCCAGCAGCGUCACCCUGCACACCAGAAAGCUGGCGGGCACCAUGGGGAAGAAACAAAACAAGAAGAAAGUGGAGGAGGUGCUGGAGGAGGAGGAGGAGGAGUACGUGGUGGAGAAAGUGCUGGACCGCCGGGUGGUGAAGGGCAAAGUGGAGUACCUGCUCAAGUGGAAGGGCUUCUCGGAUGAGGACAACACGUGGGAACCCGAGGAGAACCUGGACUGCCCUGACCUCAUCGCCGAGUUUCUGCAGUCGCAGAAAACAGCUCACGAGACAGACAAGUCAGAGGGAGGCAAGCGCAAAGCUGACUCCGACUCUGAAGAUAAGGGCGAGGAGAGCAAACCAAAGAAGAAGAAGGAAGAGUCGGAGAAGCCACGAGGCUUUGCCCGGGGUUUGGAGCCUGAGCGAAUUAUUGGUGCCACGGACUCCAGCGGAGAGCUCAUGUUCCUCAUGAAAUGGAAGAACUCGGACGAGGCCGACCUGGUGCCCGCCAAGGAAGCCAAUGUCAAGUGCCCGCAGGUCGUCAUCUCCUUCUACGAGGAGCGGCUGACGUGGCACUCGUACCCCUCGGAGGAGGACGACAAGAAAGACGACAAGAACUAACCGGGAGGCCGGAGCCCCGGUCCCGCCACCGCACAGUGGCCUGGGAAGAUGCCCUUUGAAGCGCAGCAGCGAUUCCAUGCCGGGCCGCAGGGUGCCUGUCCCGCUCCGCCCCGCUCUGCCCCACUCCGCCCCACUCCAUCCCGCUCCGGGGAAGGCCUCCUGUGAGGGACAGACCUGCGGGCGGGAGAGCAGAGGGCCCGGUCAUCUUCAAGGCGCGUCUCCGCAACCCACGGCCUUCUUCCCGAUAGUGUUAACUGCAUUUCUACAGCGUAGCAUGUGUGUGGUUUUGGCUGUUGCUGGUAUAUUAUUUGGGGUGGGAGGGAUGGGCAGGGGAGAAGGGGAGGAUCAUUCUGAUGAAAAUCGGGGUCUGGUCGGGGAGUGCUGAAGACAUGGACAGAACACCUGACGAUCUGGUUCUGUGUUCAGGAUAUUUUACCUUCUCAAAAACUGUCACUCACACCACAAACGAGGACUGGGAGAGACUGGUGCAGACGCUGUGAAUGCCUGAAAGCCCAGGCCAGCUGUCCCUGCUGGGGCUCGGUGCUGUCCCCUGGGGACCGGGCGGCUCCUAGGUUGCCAAAGCGGCCGCUCUGGAGAUGGACACGGCGGAGGUGGGAGGUCUUCUGGGGGCCGCGCACAGGAGGCUUCUGUCUCGGAGGUGCUAACCCUUAACUAGAUGAAAGGACAUCUCUUCCCGUCAGCAAGUUACCGUGUCCGCCUGUCCAGCAAUGGCGAAAGUGCUGGGGAGGCCUCGGGAGGGGCAGCAAGAGUUGGGAAUGGUGUGGCCCAGACUCUUAGGGUGGAAAUUUGGGGCCUUGGGACUUUGAGCUUUGAAUUCGGAAACAUUGGGCCAGUCACUGACGGCACAAGUUUUACUGAGUCAGUUCAAGGGGCAGGCGAGUUCAGGAGCCCUGGUCCCGGGGAUUCACUUUCACAUUGGAGCAGUGUUGAGCACCCGACAUAUUUUGGGGGGAAUAAAUGUUAAGAGUUAACACGGACACCACAAUGCUCUGCCUUCAAUUCUGAGACCCAGCAGUUCUUGACAUUGUCUUGAGCUAUGUUGUAAAGUCUUUCUAGGCAUGUGUUAGAUUUCUGUGAAAUUUUUCUUUAAAUGUAAACUUCAUACUACACUGUCAGUUUUUG
Messenger RNA from Fukomys damarensis (Damara mole-rat), 1936 nucleotides. RefSeq names its product chromobox 1 (gene Cbx1). Gene Ontology annotation, molecular function: chromatin binding. The coding region runs from base 236 to 793 and encodes 185 amino acids. Gene Ontology annotation, cellular component: pericentric heterochromatin; nucleus. Gene Ontology annotation, biological process: chromatin organization; negative regulation of transcription by RNA polymerase II. NCBI's taxonomy places the organism in Eukaryota, Metazoa, Chordata, Mammalia, Rodentia, Bathyergidae. The record is from RefSeq and is a predicted model, not a curated record. The transcript is spliced from 4 exons.